Messenger RNA from Ostertagia ostertagi, 930 nucleotides. NCBI's taxonomy places the organism in Eukaryota, Metazoa, Nematoda, Chromadorea, Rhabditida, Trichostrongylidae. The record is from the annotation of a GenBank genome assembly.
AUGACAGCCGAUGUAGUCAGUCAUCCACCAGUGAGUGCAUCCGAUUCUGGACGUUUCACAUCAAUUCGUACCGUACUCGGUGAAUGGAAACAGCUAUUUGAUGGAUGUAAUUUCAUCAAAAGGAAAGAACGCAGUCGAUCACGGCGACGAGAUGUGAAGGAUGCGAAAACGAAACGUGUUGCUAGUGCAUCAGUAGCACAACGGUCAUCGACGAGGAAAUCUCAGUCAACGGAGUUGUGCGUGUGUGAUUCUAUAGAAGACCAUGUGAUCGAGAAAUUCACCGCACUUCCGCCUGGUAUAGAUCCUCGUGAAUGGCUAGCAACACAUACAUUGGCAUUAUUCGAUCAUGUAAACGCAUUAUGUGGAAGUUUAUCCGAAUUAUGUACCCCAGCCACCUGCCAGUACAUGAGUUAUCCUGGGACGGCUAAAGCCUAUUAUAUCGAUGAGCGAGGAAAGAGGCAUCUCUAUUCAGCAAUGCAAUAUAUGGAUUGUGUGAUGUCAUUUUGUGAGAAGGCGAGCAGAAGUGAAGAGCUGUUCCCAACCAAAUACGGUAAUCAAUUUUCGGGUGAUUUUGAGUCCCAUAUCCGACGGGUUAUCCGCCUUCUAUGGCACUGUUGCGGGCAUUUAGCAUUGAAACACUGGGAUGAGUUGGGUCAACUUGAAUUGCGGCCGCAGUGCGCGCUUGUGAUGGCUCACUUGUCAAAGCUAAGUAAAACAUUCGCCCUACUUGAUAGUAAAGAUCAGCAGCUAAUCAACAACAUGGUACAAACGAUCCGUCCAUCUCACAUCGCCUCAUCAGGCUGUGGGGACGACACCGGCGGUGCGACAUCCCAGCGGUGGAGUCGUAUUCCAUCGUCGAAAAGUGGCAGUUGGGGUGGACACCCGACACCAGCUGUACUUACGUGUAAACCAUAUGCACAAACGUGCUAA